AUGAUUGAAAGUAAAGAUCCUGAAAUUAAUCUAUUCGGGCAGAAGAUUCUCUUUCUUGGGGAAGGUGAAGCUAUGGAUGUAGAAGAAGAAGAAGAAAGAGAUAGAUAUUUUAGUGAAUCCGAGAGUGAAGAUGAAGAAACAACAAAGGACAAUGAAGCUGAAAAGGACACUGAGAAAAGUAAAGAAGUUGAUCCUUCACCAAAUUCUGCAGAGAUCAAGAACAACUAUUCAGUAACAACAUCAACAUUAGCAGAAGCUAUUCAGAAUCCAAAAACACCAUCUCUUGAUGAAGAAAUAUCAAAAUCCGAAAACGAACAAAGUGAUGUAGCAGCAACAACAAACAACAACAACAACAAUAAUCAUGAGAAAACACUUAAGAAGCCCGACAAAUUACUCCCAUGUCUGCGCUGCAACAGCGGGGACACAAAAUUCUGUUACUAUAACAACUACAAUGUCAACCAGCCGCGCUAUUUCUGCAGAGCGUGUCAAAGAUACUGGACUGCAGGCGGAACUAUGAGGAAUGUUCCAGUUGGUGCAGGGAGAAGAAAGAACAAAAACAACUCUUUGUCAUCACAUUAUCGCCACAUCACUAUCUCUGAGGCACUUGAUGCAGCAAGAGUUUUUUCUCCUGAUGAAACUCAUUAUGUUCCAAAUUUGAAAACCAAUGGUAGACUCCUUAGCUUUGGAUUGGAUCGCCCAUCAAUCUGUGAUUCAAUGAAAAAUGCCAACAGUCAUGCAGAGAAAAAGGGUCUUAGCGACACUCAUGAUGAUCAUUGUUCAAGUUCAUCUUCUAUUACAGUUUCAAAAUCUAUGGAACAAAGUGGCAAAAACAUGUCACAAGAAUCAUUACCAUCGCAAAAUAGUGGUUUUGUUCCUCAAGUUCCAUGCAUUACUAGCGUUCCUUGGCCUUACCCUUGGAGUUCUUCCGCGAUUCCCAUGCCGCAAACAUUGUGUCCUCCUGGAUUUCCCAUGUCAUUCUACCCUACUCCAUUUUGGAACUGCGGUGUUCCGGGAAAUUGGAAUGUUCCUUGGUUCCCCUCUCAUACUUCGGCAACAAGUCCUAGUUUAUCAAACUCUAGUACGAAUUCUCCAACGCCCGGGAAACGCUCGAGGAAUUAUGAUGAUGAGAACAAUGAUGAGACGGCUAAACAAGACGAUUUUGGAAAAGAAGAAUCACCAAGACAAAGAAGUGGUAAUGUUUUGGUUCCAAAAACAUUGAGAGUUGAUGAUCCAAAUGAAGCUGCAAAGAGUUCUAUAUGGGAAACACUUGGAAUCAAGAAUGAAUGUGUGAGUAAGGGAGGCAUGACCAAAGCUUUUCAACCAAAGAAAGAUGGAAAAGAACAUGUUGAAACUUCUCCAUUGUUGAUGGCUAAUCCUGCAGCUUUGGCUAGAUCACUUAAUUUUCAUGAAAAUUCUUAA
Vicia faba (fava bean) is the source of this 1419-nucleotide messenger RNA. Lineage: Eukaryota; Viridiplantae; Streptophyta; Magnoliopsida; Fabales; Fabaceae. The record is from the annotation of a GenBank genome assembly.